UGUGAUGUGUAUUAUGUGUUUCGUGUGCAUCUCCGCCCAUUCACGUCUGUGAAAUGUCUCGUCUCGGUGCUGAAGAAUCUUACUGCGCUAUAUGACCGUAUACCUAGUUUUUUAGAUUCCAGUAGUAGAUAUAUAAGCUGUUAUACCCAAGUUGUUUUGUGGGAUUUCCAUCAGGCAAUAAGGAUGAAACGCAAAACAGCAUCGGACUAUCGCCGCAUUCUUUUUGUGUCCGUUUUCAUGGCGCAUAGCGCAUUUGGAGAUGUGGGCUACUCUUUUCCCGAGGAGAUGGAUCCAGGAUCUGUGAUUGGAAAUAUAGCUAAAGAUCUCGGACUUGACGCCGGCAGGCUGGCUGCUCGCAAGGCUCGAAUAGAUACGGAAGAUAAAAAACGUUAUUGUGACUUAAAUAUGAAAACUGGUGACCUAGUUGUGAAAGAAAGAAUCGACCGAGAGGAGCUUUGCUCCAAGGCGGCCUCGUGCGUUGUGAAAUUUGAGUUAAUAUUAGAACGUCCCCUGGAACUGCAUCGUGUAACACUCCAAAUCGAAGACAUCAAUGAUAAUGCACCUUUCUUCCCGAAGGAGAUUAUUAAACUAGAAAUACGCGAAUCUGCAAUAAAAGGAGCCCGCUUUCGAGUGAAUGAAGCACACGAUGCAGAUAUAGGAAAGAACUCGGUUCAGACGUACACGUUACAAAGAAAUAAUCACUUCACCCUGACUGUAAAUACAAAUGAAAACGGAAGGAAAAACGUGGAAUUAGUGUUAGAUAAAGAACUUGACCGCGAACAGCAGGAUGAGGUAGCAUUAAUCCUUACCGCUGUUGACGGAGGCAAUCCGCCGAAAUCAGGUACAGUAGCUAUACACAUCACUGUGCUUGAUGCAAACGACAAUGCCCCUUUGUUUAGUCAGAGUGUUUACAAAGCUAGUCUGCCAGAAAACUCACCUUUAGACACAUUGGUAACCACAGUUAAUGCGACGGAUGCAGAUGACGGAGCCAAUGGUGAAGUUUUUUAUGAAUUCAGUCUUUUAUCUAACAAGGCCCGUGGAUCAUUUUCUUUGAACACAAAAACGGGUCAAAUCAAGGUAAUCGGUCCGAUUGAUUUUGAGGAUGAAUCGACAUAUGAAAUACUCGUCGAAGCUAAAGAUGGAUCUGGACUCUCAACAGACGCUAAAGUAGUUGUAGACAUCAUCGAUGUUAAUGACAACGCUCCAGUUAUUUUUCUGAAAUCUCUCAACAACCCCCUCCCCGAGAACGAACCUCCCGGUACAGAGGUUGCCAUAAUUAGUGUACAGGACCGAGACUCUGGCAAUAACAGAAAGGUCCGCUGUUUCAUUCCGGAAAAUGUGCCUUUUAGACUUAUGCCGUCAAUUAAAAAUUUUUUUCUCUGGUAACAACGAGUGAACUGGACCGCGAGCUUGUCGCCGAUUAUAAUAUUACAAUAACUGCAACCGACGAAGGUACUCCACCCCUAUCAUCCUCCAAAACCGUGCAGUUUUCUGUUGGGGAUGUAAAU
Alosa alosa (allis shad) is the source of this 1508-nucleotide messenger RNA. Its product is annotated as protocadherin beta-15-like. NCBI's taxonomy places the organism in Eukaryota, Metazoa, Chordata, Actinopteri, Clupeiformes, Clupeidae. The transcript has a single exon. Gene Ontology annotation, biological process: homophilic cell-cell adhesion. The record is from RefSeq and is a predicted model, not a curated record. Gene Ontology annotation, cellular component: plasma membrane. Bases 184 to 1386 code for a protein of 400 amino acids. Gene Ontology annotation, molecular function: calcium ion binding.